AUGCCCCUCAUAAGGCACAGAGAAAAGGCCAUCAAGCGGGCAGUAAAACAUGAAGCAGUAAUUCGCAGAAUCGGCAGGCGUAUUCACAAACGCUUCCGUUCAUGGACUCAGCAAAGGGUGAGAAAGUUUUGGCUGCCUGCAAAGGUUUCGUUGCACAGUCCCAUGGACCUUUUGGACGGCUGGUUGCUAUCAGCCGCCGUCCAAAAAGCAGCAACCAUUAGAAAACACGAUCUUAGACUAUGGCAUAACUUUGGAAACAGGUUCCUUGAAAUAGCAAACACUCUUACUGGACAGCAACUUGGAUAUUUGUACUAUGGGUUUGGUAAGAGUAGAUUUCUGCAUGAGCCUCUUUAUAUUGGCAUGAUGAAACAUACGGAGCCCAUGCUAACAAAGUUGAAUAGUCACAGCCUAAUGUGUGUUGCAUGGGCCCUAAAUAGGCUUCAGAUUAGGAACCAGGAUUUUUUAACAAAGUAUUCAUUUGAAAUCGCAUCACGACUUGAUGACAUCAGGGUUACCGAUUUAAUAAAGAUUUGCAAUUCGUUGGCAAAAUUGGACGUUUGUUCUCCUGUAUUAAAGGAUAAAUUAUCUGAGAAAAUGGUUGAUCGAUUGGAAACCAUAUUUGCUCAAGACUUUCGUGGAGUAAUGAACCUUGUGACAAUGAUGAAUAUGUAUGACGAGAAGACCCAAGUUUAUAUCCUUUCGAGAUUUUCAAAAAUAUUCAUUUGUGCAAGGCCUCAGCACCUUCAUCAGGCGUUUACAAGUGCUGUUGGAAUCAGGGUACUCUUGCAACGGACCUGGGCACAGCUUGACAAAUCUGUCAAGGGAUUUUACACGAGGUUGAGCAUGAGAAAGAUUCAUCAGCCAUCUAGAAAACCAUCAGAUUUUCAGUGGGAUGUAUCUGACCACUUGGCCAAGAUGGGACUAUAUCAUAGGAAUACGUUUUAUUGGGGAUGCUUCUGGAUUGAUAUUGGAGAAGUUGAGGAAAAGAACAACUGCUGGUUUGUGGAUGGACCCUGCUGCUUUUAUGUUUCCUCCACCGAGUAUACCAGCAAGGUAAAACUCCAACACAGGAUUCUGGACAACUUGGGUUGGAAUAUACGCCGAGUACCCUGGUUCAAAUGGGCCAAUUUACUGAAUGACCCUGAAGGUAAAAUUGCUUAUCUAAGGAAGCUGAGAGAUUCCGAACCCCUUGGGGAGUUUUUAUCGCAGCCAGAGGUUCUUAGUCCCUCUGAGAUUAAGCUUCAGCUUAACAAGAUCAAGAAUCACUACAAGAGCCUGGAGAGCUCUCAAUAA
This is a messenger RNA of Theileria equi strain WA, 1293 nucleotides long. RefSeq names its product RAP domain-containing protein. The record is from RefSeq and is a predicted model, not a curated record. The coding region runs from base 1 to 1293 and encodes 430 amino acids. The transcript has 7 exons. Lineage: Eukaryota; Apicomplexa; Aconoidasida; Piroplasmida; Theileriidae.